Messenger RNA from Zea mays, 2285 nucleotides. Its product is annotated as splicing factor 3B subunit 2. The record is from RefSeq and is a predicted model, not a curated record. Gene Ontology annotation, cellular component: nucleus. The coding region runs from base 140 to 1906 and encodes 588 amino acids. NCBI's taxonomy places the organism in Eukaryota, Viridiplantae, Streptophyta, Magnoliopsida, Poales, Poaceae. The transcript is spliced from 16 exons.
GAGAACCUAGCUUUCAAGUGGGCCAAGAUAAAGCCCAGUUUGUCCCACUGGGCUGGGUACGCACAGAACCUACCCAGGCGAACAGGAUAUCGAGCCUCUCCUCGUUUCGGCCCUCCUCGCUUGCGCGCCGCCGCCGACUAUGGCCGCCGCCGGGGUGGAGCCUCGCCCCAACCCGCCUCCUACCAUGGCUUCCGACCUCCCCAACGGAAGUAAAACCAAGUCGCGAGAGUCCGACCGGCGCCGCCGCCGCCGCAAGGUCAAGAAGAACAAGUCCGCCGCUGAGGCCGGUGCCCAGAACGAGGGCGGGGGAGCUUCUAGCUCCGACGCCAAGGAGAACGCAGAUCCUAACCCCGAGCCCAUGGUGGAGGUGGAGAUAGAGUAUGUACUGGAGAAGGCCGAGCUGGACGAUCCUCUCCUCGAUGACUUCAAGACCAUCUUCGAAAAGUUCACCUUUAAGGGCAUGCACAAUGAGUGUCUUAAGUUGUGUCUUAAAGUGUGCCUAAGGAGAGUGCGUCAUUGGGGUGGCCUGCCGUCGAACUGCGCGUGGGCACGUGCCUCGACCAGGUGCACACAUGGCUGCUCCGUCGCGGUGCGUAGCUUCUCCAGCACUGGCAGCAGGCCCGACAGCCCGCUCGCACUGGCCCGGCCCUUUGCCAGCGAUGCCGGACCUCGUCCCUUUGUGGCGCGCGACACCAUCCGUGGAGCAGUCACCAUGUCGCGGCUCGGUUUAUCCCUUCCCCAGAUUCCUUGGGCACUGGGUCUGCCCUUGUUUGUAUGUAGUCAAAUUUACAAUGUUACCUUGUUUCAGGGGAAGAGAGGUAUUGAGAAGCAGCCUUUCCAGCUUCCUGACUUUAUAGCUGCAACUGGAAUAGAAAAGAUAAGACAGGCGUAUAUUGAGAAAGAGGAUAGCAAGAAGUUGAAACAGAAACAGCGGGAGCGCAUGCAGCCCAAAAUGGGCAAAAUGGAUAUAGAUUAUCAGGUUUUGCAUGAUGCGUUCUUCAAAUAUCAGACAAAACCCAAGUUGUCUAGUCAUGGUGAUCUGUAUUAUGAAGGCAAAGAGUUUGAGGUUAAACUGAGGGAAAUGAAGCCAGGCAUGCUGUCUCAUGAGCUUAAAGAUGCUCUUGGUAUGCCUGAUGGUGCCCCUCCCCCAUGGCUUAUAAACAUGCAGCGCUAUGGUCCACCUCCAUCUUAUCCCCAACUGAAGAUCCCAGGUCUUAAUGCCCCAAUCCCCCCUGGUGCCAGUUUUGGUUAUAGACCAGGAGAGUGGGGAAAGCCACCAGUUGAUGAGCAUGGACGCCCACUCUAUGGAGACGUUUUUGGUGUUCUUCAGCAGGACGAACCUAGCUACGAUGAUGAACCUGUUGAUCGCAGCAAACACUGGGGAGAUUUGGAGGAAGAGGAGGAAGAAGAGGAAGAGGAGGAAGAGGAAGAACCAAUGGAAGACGAGGAAAUGGAAGACGGAAUUCAGUCCGUCGAUACCAUUUCAAGUACUCCGACUGGUGUUGAAACACCUGAUGUUAUCGACCUUCGGAAGCUGCAGAGGAAGGAGACUGACAAGCAGGCAGAACGGCCGUUGUAUCAGGUUCUUGAACAGAAGGACAAAAGGAUCGCCCCUGGGACACUAUAUGGGUCAAGCCAUACGUACGUGCUGGGAGCACAAGAUAAAUCAUCAGCUCCGAAAAGAGUGGAUCUGCUUAAGAAUCAAAAGUCAGACAAGGUGGACGUCACCAUCCAACCCGAUGCCAUGGAUGAUGUUGUGGCAGCCAAGUACGAAGAAGCGCGAGAGGAAGAGAAGCUUCGGAACCAAAAGGAGGACUUCAGCGACAUGGUGGCGGAGAAUGCUCACAAGAGGAAGCGGAAGCAAGAGAAGGAAGGCAAGUCUAAGAAGAAGGAAUUCAAGUUUUAAGGACCGGCGGGAGAUAUAGGCCGCCUAAUGUAAAUUUAACAUUUGUUUUGUUCCUUGGCUCGACUGGAUUUGCUUGCAUGAAGCACCAUGUAGGAAGCUGUUAUUUUGGUUGUGUUGUGGUCACGCCUUGUCCUCUUAUGGAUAUAAGGCUAUUCACAAAGUUGGUUUUAUGGUGGUUUCAUGCACAUUUAAUAGUGUCAUUAGAUUUUUUUAUGACAUAGCAUAUCAUUUAAGGUGAUUAAGUUUUAUAGGAUGAAAGUAGUUUCAUGGAGAUUGAGUUUUAUGAGAUGAAAUUAGUUUUAUGGGGAUGAAACCGUGCCAAGUCGUUUUUAAGUUCUUGUAAACUAUGUGAAACAUUUAUUAAGAGUGAUUUGUUUCA